Messenger RNA from Vitis riparia (riverbank grape), 2009 nucleotides. Its product is annotated as zinc finger CCCH domain-containing protein 6. The record is from RefSeq and is a predicted model, not a curated record. The coding region runs from base 291 to 1664 and encodes 457 amino acids. Lineage: Eukaryota; Viridiplantae; Streptophyta; Magnoliopsida; Vitales; Vitaceae. Gene Ontology annotation, molecular function: metal ion binding. The transcript is spliced from 4 exons.
CGAAAUAUUUAUGAGAACGCCGAAGCAAAACCAGAGGAUCUAGGGUUUCCUAGAUUCCGUCUCGUCAAGAGAUCUCUGCCUCUGUGCAGUUCGAUCGUGUUCAAUUCGUAAAAUUAGGGUUUUGAGAAGGGUAAGUUGGUGAAGAGAUCGGCACUGUUAGAGUAGGGUUUCGAAUUCGAUUCUAGACAAUCGGUUCUAAAUCCAUCACUAUUAACUUAUUUACAUAUUUGAGAAUCGAAUCGAAGCAGAGACGGAUAAAAAAAAAGUUGAGAAAAUUGUGAUCUGUUAAUAUGCGGGGAUUGCAGAAAUCGAAAAGGGUUUCUUGGCCUUCAGAUGUUAAUCUUUGUCAGGUAAGGCUGUUCCUAUCAGAGGAUUCUCCUUCUCAAGUUGGACAAGUUGGAUUGGGUGCUCAAGAUCACCUCCAAGCAAAGACAUCAUGGCUGCUGCAUUCAAAUGGAAUGGGCUCCGAUGACAACUUGCCGCCUGGCUUUGAAGGAGCUCAUCCUGCAAACCAGUUGAAGAAUAAGUUGUCCCAGAUCCCUCUCAUAACAUGGAGAUGUCCUCCCAAAUUUGUGUUGAACUUCACUUGGCAAGUGGUUGCCGGAGAAGAAAGCAAUGAGGUGGAGGUUCAAAAGCAGCGGGAGAUGAGAGUGCUGGAAGCAGUCUAUCCACGCCCAUCAGCCAUACCUCCAAACCCAUCUGUUUCAAUUGACGGAGAAGAUAUGGACAAUGAUGAUCAGAAAAUUCUUCUCAUCCCCAUUGUCCCCGUUGAAGAUGAAGAGGCUGCAUUGGAAAUGUCAGCUGAUACAGUGGCACCAAUUAACAUUCCAAUGAGCUCACAAUCCCUGCUACUGCCUCCUGGAAUUCCAUCUGCAUCUUCGAGCAAUGCACCCAAUAUACCAAAUCCUCCAGCCAAUGAAAAUGUAGCUGCUGGGAUGGUCCCUGGUGUAGAACCUGAUGUUGUUGCAGCUGCCUCUGCCGCCUUUACUGCAGUCAUGAGAAGCAAUGAGCAAGGAAAUUUGAUUGACCAUGACUUGCUCAUCAAAAUUCUCAGCAACCCAAAAAUCAUUGAGAGAAUUGUUACAGAUCAGGGAGCCUCAUCCUCCAACCCUCAGGCUGUACCCAACCAAAGGUUGCCACCCAUAGCUUUAUCUGAUCAACCUCCUGGUCAUGUCAGUAGGGUAGAAACUAAUAUACCCUUGUCUGCUGCGAUUCCAAGUGGACCAUUCUACUCCCAGUCAAAUGGGCCAGGACCUGUUCCUGCACCACGGCCACCUCCAUCUAUGGUUGGACCUUCUUCCUCUUCACCUCCUGUGAGACCUGUAACAAAGGACAUCAACUAUUAUAAGAGCUUGAUUCAGCAACAUGGAGGAGAAAGGCAAGAACCCCAAGAUCAGUCCCAAUCCCAUUCUCAAUUCGCAAACCGACCCAAUCACCAUGUUUUAGGGAUGAAUCCGGAGACAGUAGUAACACACCCAAAGCCAAGAGAUUCAAAACCCAAGAUAAUGAAACCUUGCAUCUAUUUUCACAGUUCGAGGGGAUGCCGGCAUGGAGCCAACUGUUCCUACCAGCACGAUGCGUCUCUCCAGCAGCGUGUGAGCAGCAUGCCGGAGGUGCAAAAUGCCAAGAGAAUGAAAAUGGAUAGAGAGAUCACCGGUACAUAGUCAAUGCAGUUAGUUUCUCCGUGUAUAUUUUUCGGGAGGAAUUAUUGCUACCUUUUCGCCUGGCUAAUAUACUUCUGUGGCUUGGUUUCACCACCAAUAGAAUCAAUUUUUAUUUAUUUAGUUUUCCUGCAUGAAACAUUGCUUUGAAUAUUUAGGUUCUGGAUGAGAGCAUCGAUAUAUUUACAAUUGGUUUUGUUUUCUUAUUUUAGUACCUAUUGCUCUCAAAUUUUCCCCUCCAUUUUGGAACUGUGCUUCUGUUGAGUGUAAUGUUUAAUAAUAUCUUUCAUGCCUCUGAGAUUACUCCUAAAGGAGAAGAUUGGGAGAUAUGCAGACUGCUUAUUGUGA